AUGAGUACCAGAGCGCACACCACUCUCCAGGACAAGAUGGAAAAAGGAGGGAGCAAGAAAAUGGCGCGUCGAGAAAGGAAAAUGGCUUUGAUACAGGAUGUUGAUAAGUUAAAGAGGAAGCUAAGAUAUGAAGAGAAUGUUCAUAGAGUGUUAGAAAGAGCACUUGCAAGACCUUUGGGAGCACUUCCUCGUCUUCCUCCUUAUCUCCCUCCUCGUACAUUAGAGCUUGUGGCUGAGGUUGCGGUAUUGGAGGAAGAGGUGGUUCGAUUAGAAGAGAAGAUAGUGAAUUUCAGACAAGGUUUAUAUCAGGAAGCUGUCUACAUUUCCUCCAAGAGGAAUGCGGAAAUUCAGAUGGAUCCAAUUGAGCAGAAUUCAAUCAGAGGAUCCAAUCAUCAAAGAUCAAAAUCUCUGUCUCAAAGUGAGCUUAAUUCUACCACCAUUAAGCCUCAGAUUUCUCCUGCCAAAAGUGCUUCUAGUAGAAAACUAGUCAAUAGGAAGCAAUUACAUUCAAAACAAAAAUCCUUAUCAUCGAUACCAAAAGAGAAUUCUCUUGAAAAGAAAACGGCAAAAGUCAUCACUCCAGUGAAGAAAUCACCAACCAAACAAGAAUCAUCUGACAAGAGUGUAGACCACUUGAAGUUGCAGCUGGAAAAGAGAUUAGUAGAUAAGGAAAGCGCACAAAAUUCUUCAAUUUCAUCAAAUGAUAAGGUGUUAGAAGUUGAUAGCACACCAAAUAGAGUUUCAGAGGAUAUUGUCAAGUGUUUAUGUAGCAUAUUUAUGAGAAUUGGCACAUUCAAGGACAAUUUCGGAGAGUCAAAAACAAAAACACCUCUGUGUGAUCCAUACGGUAUCUGUUCAGUAUCCAAAACUAGAGAUAUUGGUGCCUACAAUAGUUUUUAUGAGAUUAAAGCACCCACCAUUGAUUUCAACCGAAUGAGAAAUGCAGCGUUUCUGACCAAUAGGUUAAAGUUCCUAUUUGGGAAGCUUGCUUCUGUGAACUUGAAGGGUCUUACUCAUCAGGAGAAACUUGCAUUUUGGAUAAACAUUUAUAAUUCCUGUAUGAUGAAUGCAUAUUUUGAGCAUGGCAUACCUGAGAAUCCUGAAAUGGUUGUAGCACUGAUGCAGAAGGCAACAAUAGUAGUGGGGGGCCACUUGCUCAAGGCAAUUACAAUAGAGCAUUUCAUAUUGAGACUUCCUUAUCAUCUGAGUUUUACCUGUCUAAAAGCUGCAAAAAAUGAUGAGAUGAAAGCAAGAAGCAUAUUUGGCUUGGAAUGGACCGAGCCUUUGGUUUCAUUUGCGCUAUCCUGUGGAAGCUGGUCUUCACCUGUGGUUAGGGUGUACACAGCUCCACAAGUUGAUAAUGAGUUAGAAGCAGCGAAGAGAGAUUAUUUACAAGCAGCAGUUGGCAUUACAACAACAAACCAGUUAAUAAUUCCAAAGAUACUUGACUGGUUUUUACUUGACUUUGCAAAGGACUUGGAAUCUUUGUUGGAUUGGGUCUGCCUUCAGCUACCUGUUGAACUGAGAAAGGAAGCAGUUGAAUGCCUUGAAAGAAAAGGAAGACAGCCUCUUUCACAGCUGGUCCAAAUGAUGCCCUAUGACUUCAGUUUCAGGUUGCUUGUACACCAAUAA
Lathyrus sativus (Indian pea) is the source of this 1632-nucleotide messenger RNA. Lineage: Eukaryota; Viridiplantae; Streptophyta; Magnoliopsida; Fabales; Fabaceae. The record is from the annotation of a GenBank genome assembly.